UUCUAUUCGACCUCUGCUUCCUUUUCUCCUCUAACAUGUUCAUUCAGCACUGCAGAACUUUAUCCUAGAACUGAUCAAAAAUCUCUCUCUAUCUCUCUCAGACACACAUACUCACGUACAUCUGCAGUGCUGAGCUUUAUACCAGAAGGUACAGAAGUGAUCAGAAUCUGUAAAUUCUCUCCCUCUCUACUUUCUCUCUCUAGAUGUGCAGAAAAUUCAUCUAGAACGGAUGCAAUUUUGAAGAAGUACCCAAAAACCCACCAUAAUUACGAGCGACAAUUGAGCUCUGAUGGGUUGCACGCAAUCGAAGAUCGAGAACGAAGAAACGGUGACCAGAUGCAAGGACCGGAAGCGAUUCAUGAAGGAUGCUGUGUCGGCUCGCAACGCCUUCGCGGCGGCGCACUCCGGCUACACCAUGGCUCUCAAGAACACCGGCGCCGCUCUCUCUGACUACGCCCACGGUGAGGUCCAACCCUCCCAAUUCCCCGCCUCCGCCACCGGUUCCCCUCUCCCGGGCUCCGUUGUACCACACACCUACGAUACCCUCCCUCCGCCUCCCCCGCCCCUGAACUUCUCCUCUCCUCUCCAACGCGCCGCCACCAUGCCCGAAUUCGUCAUCCCCGAACCCGAUCUCAAGCAUUCGGAUCCAAUAAUAGAAGUAGACAAUGAAGACGAGGUCGAAAAUGAAAGUCACAACUUGAGACAUAGAACUACUCGUAGUAGUGGUGGUGGGGGUAGGAGUGGAAUUUCAAGCAGAGAUGUGGAGGAUGAGGGUUUGCCUGCGCCACCAUCGCCACCGCGGACGCCACUGCAGAGUGAUGAUAGAACGCCGCUUCCACCUCCACCGCCGGACUCGACGUGGGAUUUUUUCUUCCCUCCCGUGGAGAACAUGCCGGGGUCUACUUUAGAGGAGGUUGAGGAGAGUAGAGUUGAGAGGGAGGAGCCUGCGCGGAAGGUGUUCGAGGAAAGGGCUAAGAGAGUUGAGGAUGAUGGUGGUGAUGGUGGCGGGAGAACGAGUGGAAAGGCAGAGGCUGAGGCCGUCAAGGCUGAGCUGCCACCGCAACCGUCCCAGUCUGGGAAGCUCGUGAAGAAAGUGAAGCAUGUGGCUCCAGCAGAAGGUAAGAGACCGGGGAAAGGUACAUCAAAUGUCAACUUAGUGCAGAUUUUUGGCGAACUCGAUGAUUGUUUCCUAAAGGCAUCUGAGAGUGCUCAUGAGGUUUCAAAGAUGCUCGAGGCCAAUCGGUUGCACUAUCACUCAAAUUUUGCAGACAACCGAGGACAUAUUGAUCAUUCUGCCAGAGUCAUGCGGGUGAUCACAUGGAAUAGGUCCUUCAGAGGUUUUUCUAAUGCCGAAGAUGGAAAGGAUGACUUUGACUCAGAAGAGCAAGAAACUCAUGCAACAGUUUUGGAUAAGAUGCUAGCAUGGGAGAAGAAGCUUUAUGAUGAAGUGAAGGCAGGUGAGCAGAUGAAGCUGGAGUAUCAGAGAAAGGUUGCUUCACUGAAUAAGAUAAAGAAACGUGGCACCAAUACUGAAGCUUUAGAGAAAACAAAAGCAACAGUGAGUCAUCUGCAUACACGAUAUAUUGUUGACAUGCAGUCUAUGGAUUCAACUGUUUCAGAAAUAAAUCGAUUACGUGAUGAGCAAUUGUACCCUAAACUUGUUGCACUUGUUGACGGGAUGGCUACAAUGUGGGAGACAAUGCGAGGAGAACAUGAUACCCAGUCAAAGAUUGUGACAGCAUUGAGAUCUUUGGACAUCUCCCAAUCCCCUAAAGAAACAAGUGAGCACCACCACGAGCGCACAUUACAGCUGUUGCAUGUUGUCGAAGCGUGGCAUUCACAUCUUGCGAAACUCAUGACUCAUCAGAAAGAGUAUAUCAAAGCUCUCAACAGUUGGUUGAAACUGAAUCUCAUCCCAAUUGAUAACAACUUGAAGGAGAAGGUCUCGUCGCCUCAGAGGCCUCAAAAUCCCCCAAUUCAGACCCUCUUGCGUACCUGGAAUGAUUAUCUCGAGAAGCUUCCUGAUGAGCAUGCAAGAACUGCUAUACAUAAUUUUGCAGCUGUCAUACAUAAUAUAGUGCAGUUUCAGGAAGAUGAAAUGAAAUUGAAGUAUAAAUGUGAGGACACCCAGAAGGAGCUUAACCGCAAGAAGCGGCAAUAUGAAGACUGGUAUAAUAAAUAUUUACAGCGGAGAACCCCACCUGAUGGGAUGGAUCCUGACAGGGCACUGGAUGAUGAAGUAGUUGCAGAAAAGCAGUUACAGGUGGAUAUAGUGGAGAAAAGGUUGGAAGAGGAGGUAGAAGCCUAUAAGAAGCAGUGUGUUCAAGUGAGGGAAAAGUCGUAUGCAACUCUAAAAACUCGGUUUCCGGAGCUUUUUCGUGCAAUGUCGGAUUUCUCUGUUGCUUGUUCAGACAUGUACGGGCACUUGAGGUCGGUUUCGCCCCCCCAUAAUCUCAAUUAGAGCUCAUAGUGAAAUAUGGUUUGUGCCCUAUACAACUAUAUAUAUAUAUAUAUAUAUAUAUAUAUAUAUAUAUAUUUUUUUUUUUUGUCGUUUGUUUCUAUCAAUUUUUAUUGAUAUGCUUGUUUUAUAUAAACUUAAAAACAUUGUUCUAUUGUAUUUUUAAUACCAUCGAUUAAAAUUAUAUCAUUGAGGAUCUUAUUAUUAUGAAA
Cornus florida is the source of this 2670-nucleotide messenger RNA. RefSeq names its product protein ROLLING AND ERECT LEAF 2-like. The coding region runs from base 290 to 2461 and encodes 723 amino acids. NCBI's taxonomy places the organism in Eukaryota, Viridiplantae, Streptophyta, Magnoliopsida, Cornales, Cornaceae. The record is from RefSeq and is a predicted model, not a curated record. The transcript is spliced from 4 exons.